Portunus trituberculatus (swimming crab) is the source of this 2606-nucleotide messenger RNA. RefSeq lists its product as uncharacterized. The record is from RefSeq and is a predicted model, not a curated record. Lineage: Eukaryota; Metazoa; Arthropoda; Malacostraca; Decapoda; Portunidae. The transcript has 2 exons. The coding region runs from base 53 to 406 and encodes 117 amino acids.
UUGUUUAAAGCGAAGGUUUAUGGUGCAUUUAUGAUGGUGUUUUGAGAUCAAUAUGGCCCUGACUAAUGUCAUGUCCCUUCUUUUCAGUUUCCUGCUUCUGGUUUGUACAGCAAAAGAGCCACGAGCAGCAAGUGGGUGGCACCAAAUGUUUAUGCUUGGCAGCGACCUUGAGCUCAAUAAUGACACCAUCGAAGAAACCUGUGAUGAUGACGUACUGGAUCCCGAUAUCUUCCUUCACCUCCUGGAUGAUGACCUUGCUCCCAUAGCCUCAAGGUCAAUGACCAGGGUGCGGCCACAGGAGAUGCCACAAGAGGACAGGAACAGCGAAGAGGAUGUGAAAGACCCUGUGCGACCUCGUAAGAAGACCAAGGGAGCCAAGACAACUGUAACAAAACGGAGAUGGUAAAAGGACGACAUCACAUAUGCUCCUCUUCUGCCUUUCAGCCAUCCCUUGUCCCCUUACAUCCCCUCGCCUUUUGAAUACUUCCAGGACAUGUUUACUCUGGACCUAUUAGAGGAUAUUAUCUUCCAAGCAAAUCUAUAUGCAUGACAGAAGAAUGCCAACACCACCUUCCAUACUGGUAAAAAUGAGUUAAUGGUCUUCAUUGGCAUUGUGCUGUACAUGGGGCUCUUACAGUUGCCAUCAAAAGAGGAUUACUGGUCAGCCUACCCAAGGGUGGCGCAAGUGGCUGAAGCAAUGUCCUCCAAGUGUUUCCACCUCAUUGGAACAACGAGAACGUCGAUAGUUCCACAGACAAGUUCUACGAGACCCUUCCCAUCUACACUUCCCUGACCAGGCAGUUCCUCAAAGUGAAAGCCACCAACCCCCGUAGUCUGUCAAUGACGUCAUGGAACUGGAUCUGGGAACCUAAGGCAGUACACACAAUCAAAGUCAGACAAAUUGGGAUACAAACUGUUCUGCCGGGCAAGCACUGAUGGAUUCAUCAAUGAUAUACUUAUGUAGCAGGGAGAGACAACUUUUUCAAGCAUCCACAUGCAGCUCACUCAGAAAGAGGCGGAACUUCAGGUCAGCACGAAGACCAUCAUUGUGCUGGCGAAGACACUGAAGAAGCACUCUCAAGUAGCCAUCUAUGCAGACAACUACUUCACAAGCAUAGAACUGGUGGAGUACCUCAAGCACAAGCUGGAACUCUGGUAUGUGGGGACGGCAAGAGUGAACCGUGUUGGUUGUGCUCCUCUGAUGUCCACCAAGGAGAUGGACAAGAAGGCAGUUCCUCGUGGCAAGUAUGACUACUACUCCAGCAACGGAUCUUUGCCCUGCGUUGGAAAGACGACGAGAUUGUUACGCUCCUGUCUUCUGAUGUAGGCUUCCAGCCAGUCCAGAAUGUGAAGAGGUACAACCACAAUGCCAAGAAGAAGGUUGAUGUUCCUUGCCCCCAAGUCAUAAAGCAGUACAAUGGCAAGAUGGGGACAUUGAGAAGUCAGGCAUGCUGAGUCACCUUUACAAGACCUCCAUGCAUGCCAGGAGGUGGUACUUGCAGCUGUUUGGGUAUGCCUUGGACCUCUGCGUUUGUAAUGCCUGGGUGCUUUACAAGUGUGACUGCAAAGUCCUGGAGGAGAAGCCCAUGGCUCGCAAUUUUUUCGUCUGAACAUUAUCCAUUUCGCCUGUUGUCAUAAGGCCAUGAUGAGCAGGGUCACGAGGGCGUGAUCUAAGAAGGUCAUGCUAGUUCCUCACUUGGGCCAGAGGGCACAGCUCCCACCCAUUCAGAGUCGCUAUGACACCUCCAAGCCACACAUUCCAACCUUCGCCAUUAACUGCCAGACCUUGCAAGCACUGCUCCACCAAGACUGACGUCCACCGUUCCAGCUGGAUGUGUGACGCCUGACAGAUCGCUCUCUGUUUGUCAGACAUCCGAAACUGCAUCAAGGCAUUCCACUUCCUUCCUGGUGAUGCUGACCACCCACUGUCAAUUUAAGUAAUAGUCAUAUUUUUUUCAUUACUAGUAAAUAUGGUAUAUACACUUCAUUGGUACAAAUUUAGACAAAUAAAAAAAAAAAAAAAAUUGUGGUAUAUUUCAAUGACCCACAGGCCUAUAUCAGGCGAAACAGCCCAGAAGGGAUUAUUACGGAUUCCGCUAUACUAGGCGAGCAGCCCACGCAGCUAGGCCACUUCAUUGACCAACCAUUGCACUGAGUGGCCUGAAUGAAAAAAAAAAGAUAAAUAAAUAAGAUAAAAAUUAAAUAAAUAAAGAUAAAAAGAAUGAGUAAAAGUCUUAGAAAUACAUUUAGUUUACUGUCCCGAGAGGAAUGUUUGGUAUCCACAGUUCUAUGAGUGUCCACUGAAGGGUUGAACUUGCAAAUUUUGAAUAUGAGUAAAGUAAAUCGUGUAAGUUUAUUUUUUUUACUCACGAAAUUAAUUAUAGAAAGUAAAUUCAUCAACAAAUUAAAGAAACUUGAGAUGAAUGAGCUAGAUCAAUAAAAUAAAAAAUGACUAAUCCUUUUCUUAUAAAUUUGCCUGACAGAAAAUAUAUCAGUUGAAAAAUAAAAGAAAAUAAAUGAAUAGAUAAACAAGAAAAUAAAUAAAUGAGUAAAAUAGAAAUAAUCAAGAGUAUCCAUUUCUAAUCUUUCGCAAUGAUGUUAGUGUG